Phanerochaete carnosa HHB-10118-sp is the source of this 2707-nucleotide messenger RNA. RefSeq lists its product as uncharacterized. The record is from RefSeq and is a predicted model, not a curated record. The coding region runs from base 153 to 2687 and encodes 844 amino acids. Gene Ontology annotation, molecular function: protein kinase activity. Gene Ontology annotation, biological process: protein phosphorylation. The transcript has 4 exons. NCBI's taxonomy places the organism in Eukaryota, Fungi, Basidiomycota, Agaricomycetes, Polyporales, Phanerochaetaceae.
UUCAAGGACGAUGAGAUUAGCCUCUGGUCUUUGCACAUUAUAACAUCUCUUUCCCCAUCCAUCACUGCAUUCACCUGGUCAACCUGAAUACUGACGGCAAGGACAAAGCCCCGCGUACCGAGCAACCCGCACGACAGUAAUAUCGCACUAAAAUGAACGACAUGAUGAUCAGCUGUCUCCCUCCUACAAAGUUCCUCAGCAAUCUUCUGCCUGUGAGGGAUGCAAUUUUGAAUGAAAUGCCUAAGGGUGUUACAUUCUCGAGAAUUCCUGUGGACCCAGACUCUGAAUCUGAAAUGUACCCUGGAGUUGUGAGAGAGUUCCAAUCAUUAAGCCCGGGAUUCGCAUGGUUUAUUACCUCCCAAAAAACCGGCAGCGAGAACGUCUGCAUACAACCGAACAUAUGUUCCGUCGAGGGCGAUGCAGGCAUGGACGACAAUUUCUCUCCAUCUGAGUACUCUGGAGGCAAACGCAAGAAGAAGGUGAAGGAGAAGGAGAAAGAUGAGAGCACAAGUCAGAAAGCACAAGUCGAUCCACCGUUCGACUGGGCGCGAUGCGAGAUAAGCGUCGUGGUAAAGGCCCGUUUAAAAGACGACCCCUUCGUUGACCAUCAAGACAAUGCUCUUGAAUGCGCCGCUAAGCAGGGUAGAUCUUCCUGUGGCCAAAUCUCCUCGUACGUCAAGGAACAGUCCACAAGACAACACCGCGUUCGCAUUUACCAGCUCCUCAUCCUCGGACAUUCUGCUCGCCUGCUUUGCUACGAUCGCUCCGGCUAUGUUGUAUCCCAGCGGUUCGACUUUCACCAAGAGCCAGAGAUUCUUGCGCAGUUUUUGUGGCGAUAUUUCAAGAGCAAUCGUACAACAAGGGGAUGGGACACAACAGUCGUUCUCGCAGAGCAACACGAGGUCGCAGCGUUCGAAAAUGCCAUCACAAGCUUUCUCAAGACGGUCGAGGAUCUCUCAAGCGGCGAUGAUACCGCCAACACUGAUGAUGGUGUCCACGGCAGAUUCAUAUGCAAAGAGUUUCACCGCACUCUUGAUUCUGCGUAUCCAACAUACAAGAUCCUCGUCUCUUCUAACGAGUACUCUGCAAAUCUCAUCGUGAGGCGACCUUUCGUCGAACCACUCUCACUAUAUGGGCGCUGCACUCGAUCAUAUCUCGCUUACGACGUCGAGCAGUCCGCGAUCGUUUUCUUCAAGGAUACCUGGCGCACUAACCACACAGGACGUGAUUCUGAAGCAGAAAUCUACAUGACUCUCAAGGAAAAGCAUGUUGGCAACAUUCCUAAUGUACUCUAUGCGGGCGACGUGAUAGGGGAUGAUGGCGAAGUGCAGAAGAGUUAUGUCGACGAGUACUCAGUGAUGGACCACAAAACAUGGUCACAGAAACCCUGCUUACCACUUCGGUCCCACGUCCACAGCCGCAUCAUUCAAGAUUUAGCCUACCCACUGUGGUCAGUGCGGGGCACAAGGGAGCUUGUUCAGGUCCUCCGUGAUGCUCUCAUUGUAAUACAAAAUGCAAGGGCCGCAGGAAUACUCCAUCGUGAUAUCAGCGUCGGGAACGUCAUGAUCACGAAAGAUGGCCGAGGUAUCCUGAACGACUGGGAUCACAGUUAUAGGAUAACUUCGAAUUCGACUGACAAACACUCGAAUAUCAACCGACCCCCAUUUCGGACGGGAACAUGGCAAUUCAUGUCGUGUCGCAUUCCUAAAAAUCCCCAGGCGAACCACGAUGUGUUGGACGAUGUAGAAUCCGUCUUUUGGGUUCUCUUGUUCAUUGCCUUGCUGUGGUUCAAGCACAGGCUGGGCUACAUCACAUUUGACAUGUUUGACCAAGAGAACGUCCGGCGUCGCCCGAAUUUGCGCCCACAAGUUGUCGGGGGAGGCGACAAACUCUGCUUCCUGUACAUGGACGAAGCAUCUGACCUCCAGUUCGAAUCAGCCCCGCUCGACACCCUUGUAGUUCAACUGGCAAAUGAUCUCUCGAGACUGUAUGGUUUCAAAGGUUCCAAGGAGACAGAGGAAUACAAGACCAUACGCGGGCAAUGUGGCGUGGAGAAGGUCAUUCAAAGGUUUGACGAAGCACUGGCUCGUCAUGACUGGCCGCAGGGCCCGGAGCGCGUCAAAGAGGAGCAAUACCCCCGACAGUCGCGAAACGCUACCACGAAGGAGAUACACCAGAAUACGAUAGUAUCGGCAUAUGGUAGAUGGGUCGAGAACAAGAGCGGUGAUGUCGAUCUCUCCCCCGUGCUGGGACACACCCCUUCCGAGUCGCGAUCGACACAGAACAUAUCUGCACAAGCAGGCGAGAGGGGUGGUCCACUCACGCGUAGCAAAGCCACGGCACGAGCCGCGGAUAUGUCUCCACCGCCACCUGUAGAUUCUCAGCCGUCGACCUUCACACGCAACGCACGCCGGCGUCGCGAGGUGUCUCCAAAACAGCUCUCACAAGAUCCUGGUGACCAAGACUUACCUUCCCGAGGCACCUCCUCUCGUAGGAGGGGCCGUGCACCCAGCCGGGGUAUGUCCGACGGACAGUCGUAUGUGCCCUCGUCCGGUCGCGGACUGCGGCGCAAACGCAGCACCAGCAAGGAGCCUGAAGCUGAGGCGUCGACGAGUCGCAGGAAACAGUCGCGGGCCACCAGCCAGGAAAAGAAGGGAGGGCGCGGAGGGAAAAGGAGGAGGACGUAAUUUUAUAACAUUGCACUCGC